Messenger RNA from Punctularia strigosozonata HHB-11173 SS5, 1788 nucleotides. RefSeq lists its product as uncharacterized. Gene Ontology annotation, molecular function: FAD binding. The record is from RefSeq and is a predicted model, not a curated record. The coding region runs from base 1 to 1788 and encodes 595 amino acids. The transcript has 14 exons. NCBI's taxonomy places the organism in Eukaryota, Fungi, Basidiomycota, Agaricomycetes, Corticiales, Punctulariaceae.
AUGCCCACUUCCACGAUCAGAGAGAGCGAAGUCGACGUUCUGAUCAUCGGUGCCGGUCCUGCUGGUCUCAUGUGCGCCAACGGUCUCGCCAGUGCGGGCGUAAAUGUCCGCAUCAUCGACCAGCGACCUGGCAAGGUUGCUGCUGGGCAGGCCGAUGGCAUUCAACCUCGAACGAUGGAGAGUUACGGCCUCUUGGACAAGUUCCUCAAGCAAGCCAACCAAUUGCAUCUGGCUGCGUUCUACAAUCCGGGUCCGAACGGAGGGAUCGAGCGCACUAGCCGCUCGCCGGACGUUAGCGUACCAACCGCGCGCUUUCCCUUUGAGGCGACAUUGCAUCAGGGUCACAUAGAAAGACUGUUCUUGGACUCGAUGGAAGGUCACGGUCUAAGGGUGGACCGACCAACCGUACCGACAUCCAUCGAGGUAUCUGGAGAAGAAUCCGCACUCAAGAAUCCUCACGCGUAUCCCGUCAAGGUCGUCGUGACACACCUUGACGCGUCGCCGGGACAUGAAACGGAGGUAAUCCACGCCAAGUUCGUUGUCGGCGCCGACGGCGCGCACUCGUGGGUCCGCAAAUCACUGGGCAUCGCGAUGGAAGGAGAACAAUCGGACUAUGUCUGGGGUGUAGUCGACAUCACUCCCGACACCGAUUUCCCGGACAUUCGAAACAAGACCGCUAUCCACUCAGAGAAUGGCUCAUGCAUGAUCAUUCCCCGCGAGGGUGAUGUCGUCCGCCUGUACAUUCAGCUCGAUAACAAGGACGUCAUCGACCCCUCUACCGGCAGGUUGAAGAAGGACGGCUUCGGGCCCGAGCGCCUCUUGGAGGUCGCGAAGAAGUCUUUCUACCCGUAUAGGAUAUCCACGCAAUCGCCUGUCGACUGGUGGACCCUUUACCAGAUCGGACAACGUGUUGCCUCCAAAUUCUCGGUUGCGGACCGCGUGUUCAUCGCCGGCGACGCGUGCCACACGCACUCGCCGAAAGCAGGUCAAGGCAUGAAUGCAUCCAUGAACGACACCCAUAAUCUGGGGUGGAAGAUCGUCCAGGUCCUCCGUGGUUGGGCCGAUAUUUCUCUGCUCAAGACCUAUGAGUUCGAGAGAAGGAAGUACGCCCAGGAUCUCAUCGCGUUUGAUAAGAAGUUCUCCAAAUUGUUCUCCGAGAAACCGCAGUCCGAGCAGCGGGCAACCGGUGUCUCGCACGCCGAGUUCCACACCGCUUUCCAGACGUUCAGCGGCUUUUCCAGCGGCAUCAGAGUGCACUACGAGCCCUCCGCCAUCGUCGACAACGCGCGCCAGGAGCUCGCCCGCAACCUCACGAUCGGCGAGCGCGUGCUCCCGCAGCAGUUCGUGCGCGCCGCCGACGCGCGCCCGUACGAGCUCCAGGAUCUCUUGCCCGCUGACGUGCGCUUCAAGAUUCUCGUCUUCACCGGCCACGACCUCGGGCCGGCCCGGACGCUCGCGGAAAGGCUAGAGCCCGCUCUGAGCGAGCUGACCCCCCGCGACAAGAGCGUGCAAGACGUUUUCGACAUCCUCUCCAUCGUGCAGGGAAAGAAGGAGGAGGUGGAGUAUACCCAGGUCCCGCCGAUGCUGAGAUCGCAUUGGUCCAAGGUGCUCCUCGACGACACCGAUCUUACGGGAAAGAUUGGCGGAAACGGUUACGAAACGUACGGAAUCACGUCGUCCGGAGCUAUCGUCGUCGUGCGUCCGGACGGCUACGUUGGAUUCGUCUCUGCGCUGGACGAGGUCGAGCGUUUGAGCCUCUACUUCAAGGGUUUCAUGAAGGCGCUAUGA